UCACAAACGCCUUGUUUCUUCGAAUUGUACAAUAGCAGUGAAUCUACGACAAACAUCCAAUCAUGUCAAAUAUCCAAACCAUCCAGGUCCCCCAUCUGGGCGGCAUCACCGCCGCAUAUCAAACCGCCGCCCCAAUCGACAACUCCAAACCCACUCUAGUCCUCAUCAACUCCUUCACCACGACCUCCGACCUCUACCGCGACCAAUUUUCCAACAAGGACCUCGCUUCCACCGCAAAUCUGCUCGCCAUCGAGCUCCUCGGCCAUGGCCAGACCAGGACCGCCCACGCGGAGAACUGGACGUACUGGGACUCCGCAGUCAUGAAUUUGCAGGUUCUAGAAAAGUUGGGAGUGGAGAAGGCCUUCGCGCUGGGGACGAGUCAGGGGGGGUGGAUUGCGGUUCGGAUGGCGCUUCUGGCGCCUGAAAAGAUCCUCGGCGUCAUUCCUUUGGGUACCUCUAUGGACUACGAAUCCGGGAUCAGUCGCGAACUUGGAUGCUGGAACCCACUCGACUUGCUAGGGGCUACCAUCUCCGCACUGUCUUCCAGCGAAGCAACACCCGAGUUCGUCGCGUCCGACGACUUCGGCGACUUGGUCGUCAAUUCUGGGUUCGGGCCUGACUGCCCGAGCGAGGUUCGUGAGUUCUGGAAGAGUGAGCUGAAGAAGAACUAUCAGGGUGAUGACGGCAGGAAGAGGAUGAGGAUGGCGUCGAUCAACUUGAGGGAUCGGGAUGGUUUAUACUCUCGAUUGAGUGAUGUCAAGUGUCCUGUUCUAUGGCUUCAGGGCACUGCUGAUUCUGUGUAUUCGGUCGCAAAUGCGGAGAAAGGAAUUGCGCUCUUCACUAAUUCACCCAGCGCUCAGUUGAGUUUGAUUGAAGGUGGACAUCACUUCCUGAAUGCUUCUCGUCCUAAAGAGGUAGAUGAGCACGUUCUCAAGUUCUUGAAAACAUACGCAAACUAGGACAAACAACCGCAACAAAAUCCGAUUAAAGGCGUACGAUCACUCAUAGGACAGCAACUAUUUCAGUCAAUUAUGCAUCAAUAUCCUGAUGAAUAAAGC
Aaosphaeria arxii CBS 175.79 is the source of this 1058-nucleotide messenger RNA. Its product is annotated as alpha/beta-hydrolase. The record is from RefSeq and is a predicted model, not a curated record. The transcript is spliced from 3 exons. Gene Ontology annotation, molecular function: catalytic activity. NCBI's taxonomy places the organism in Eukaryota, Fungi, Ascomycota, Dothideomycetes, Pleosporales. The coding region runs from base 63 to 959 and encodes 298 amino acids.